Molecule: messenger RNA, 5328 nt
Organism: Esox lucius (northern pike)
Lineage: Eukaryota; Metazoa; Chordata; Actinopteri; Esociformes; Esocidae
Gene: rsf1a
Product: remodeling and spacing factor 1a
Exons: 17
Coding region: 35-4087 (1350 amino acids)
Biological process (GO): regulation of DNA-templated transcription
Cellular component (GO): RSF complex
Source: RefSeq, a predicted model, not a curated record
GGCUACCUGGUCACAGAGCCCUCACCAGCAACCCAUGAUGCGAUGUUGGCGCGCUGAAUUCUGGGUUCUUUUCUGUUCUCCCAACUCGAUUCGUUCUCAUCCUACUCCCCCGGCUGGAAAAAUGGCUGCUUCAGCGGCAGCGCAGGGCUCGAGUCCCGGUCUCUGCCCCAGCUUUGCGGUGGUCUGCUCGUUUCUGGAGCGCUACGGACCAGCCCUUGACCUUCCACAACUCACAUUCCCGCAGAUGGAGCGGUAUCUCCGGGAUACAUCGACAGUCCCCACGCCAUUGGUGGAAUUGCACAUCAAGCUGCUGAGGAAGCUUGGCAAGUCUGUUUCUGCAGACAAGUGGGAGAGGUACCUGGCUAAGGUAUGCCAGGACGUCAACAGUAGCUGGGCCUGGGAGCUGGAACGUAGAGGCUACCAGGAUAUGAGCAUGGAGUGCAAGACCAGCAUUCUCAAAUACCUGUGUGAAAUCCAGUUUGAUGACAACCUAAAGUUUAAGACAUUGGUGAACGAGGAGGAGGCAGAGGCAAUGCGUCUGCAGCCAGUGGGCAGGGACAAACAGGGCCUGAUGUACUGGCUGCAGACUGAUGUCCAACACAACAUCCGCCUGUACACAGAGGAACAGGAUGACUGGGACGGAUCCACCUGGAGAUGUAUUGUCCGAACACGGAACGACUUAGCUGAGGCUCUCGACCUCUUGAAGACUCAGCUGAACCCAGAACACAAGGGGAAAGAGGAAAGAGAAAUGGAGGGAAAUAAAGAGGUAGAAAGAGAGCAGGGAGGCUCCAGCUGCUCAAGACCUGCGGAGAGGUGGAGAAGAGGCCAGGAGGGCAAGGCAGGAGGAGAGCUAAAUGAAGAGGAUGCCAGAGAGAAGAGGAAUGACAAACGGACAGAAGAGGAUAAGAGAGAGCCCACUAGUAUGGAUGACAAAAUGUCGUCUUCAGCGGAGAAGGAAAAGCCAGCCAAGCUUGAACUGGCACACUCGGUGAAGGUAGAAAAAAUUGAAGUUGAGAUGAAGGGAAAAAAGGAGAAAGAAGAUGAAGAUAAACAGAGAGUAAAAAAUGGGGCGAGGUCAGAAGUGAUUGACAACAGAGUGAGCACAAUCACUGCACUUGUCAAAGAGGAACACCAAGCGCUUAACAACUCCCCUUGCAAUGCUGUCUCAGUCGUCAUGGAGUCCAUUUCAGCAACAACAAAACAGGAAGUCCCUCCUGUUAAGGAGGAAACCGAGCGUGCCCUGAGGACCGACCAGCAGGCCAAGAUACCGCUAAAGAAGAGAGAGCUCUUUGGCGCUAACCGUCACCAUAGCAACACACUUCACAACAACAAUGACAUGCAGAGCAACCAACACCACAACUGCCAUAGCAGCAGUGCUAGUAGUAGCAUCAUUGUCCGCAACCCAUCAGUAACACAAGCCAAGGAAGAGCAGGUGGAAGUCCCACUUGUGGAGGAGCUGACAAAUGGUGGGGCGCCCUUUAACGGGCUGGGAGGGGUCACAGGGGUUAUAGGUCAUGUUGGGGUUAUCUGCAGGCCGACCUCACAGCAAAAAAAUUGCAGAUCUCUCUUUAUAGAAAGAACAACACCAGGGGCAGAAGAGGGGGAGAAGCCCCGGGCUCCAGACAGGGAGAGGAGCAGGCAGUCAGUCCUGGUAAGGAAGAGCCCUGGCUGGGGAGAGAUCGGAGCCUCAACACCCCUUGAGUCUGGAGGACAGGAGAGGUCGGCCGGAGGAGACAAAGGAGUGAAAGAUUGUAACAAUAAAGGUGAGAAAGUGGGGGAGAGGUUAGAGGAAAAGGAUAUAGAGGAAGAAGGAGAUGAAGGAAAGAAAGGAAGGUUAGGUGGACUCCAGACUAAAGAGAGGAAUGACAACCCGAGAGAUAAAGAGAAAAGUCUGGGAUGCAAUGAAGAAGAGGAUGAAAAGAAAAAGAGUAAUUCAGCAGAGGAGCAUCAGUCAGAGAGCAACCAGACUUUAGAAGGAAAGAGGGACUUGGAAAUACAGAGAGAGGCUCUCCGUAAAGAGACAACGCCCCCAACCGUGGUGACAGGAGCUGGGCAUGGAGCAGGAGACAGGCUUGGUCCUCUCAAGGCCUCCUCUGAGCUGCAAAAAGAAGGGAUCAGGUUGAAGAUAAAGAUCCCUCCGCACCAGAGGAGGGAGAGUUCUGUGAGGGAGGAGGGGGAGAAGGGGGAGGAGCAGGGAGAUGGAAGGUCUCUGCGGAGAUCGGCUCGGAUCUGUAGACCCAACCCAAAGAAAGCGGAGAGCCAAGAUCCACUCCCAGGAGCCAGGGAGAAGGAAGAGGACAACACUACUCAGAGAACCGAGAAGAAAGCAGACCCCGAAGGACCCAGCAGGACUGUCAAAAGCAGAAGGAGACAACAGCGCAGUGCCACCUCUUCCAAUACUCAAGCAAAGAGACGCAAACCCAACAACGGAGGAGAGGAGAGGCCGGGGAGUGAUUGGGACUCGGAUAGCUCUAGCCAAUCAGUGGAGGCGCCUAAUGAAGAUCCCUGCAGCCACUGUGGACUUCCCAACCACCCAGAACUGAUUUUGCUGUGUGACUCAUGUGACAGUGGUUACCACACCGCCUGUCUCAGACCCCCUCUGAUGGUCAUACCUGACGGAGAAUGGUUCUGCCCACCCUGCCAACAUAAGCUGCUGUGUGAGAGACUGGAAGAACAGCUACAGACUCUGGACAGCGCUCUGAAAAAAAGAGACCGAGCAGAGAGAAGGAGGGAGCGCCUGGUGUAUGUAGGAAUCAGUGUGGAGAACAUCAUUCCUGAAGGGGAGGAAGAAGAGGAAAAACCAGAGAAGAAGAAAGAUUCCAAAAAGACAAAAACCUUGGGAAGGAGGUCUACCAGAACCAGGAAGUGUAUCAGCUACAGUGUGUCUGUCUGUUCCAGGUUUGAUGACUUUGAUGACGCCAUUGAUGAAGCAAUAGAAGAAGAUGUCCGAGAUGCAGAUGGAGGAGGAGUGGGGCGAGGCAAGGACAUGGCCACCAUCCUAUCAGAGGAGGGGAAGGAAAAACGGCAACCAAUCUUGGCCCAAGCCCCUCCCACCAGGAGCAGGAAGAGGAGGAGACUUAACGAUCUGGAGAGCGACAGCACGGCCGCUGAGAGCGAGGAGGAGUUUCAGCUGAGCGCCAGUACGGAGGAGGAGGAGUUUGUAGCGUCAGGUGAAGAGGAAGCAGCCAGUGAUGUGGACAGCUUUGGCAGUGGGCCGGACUUGGUAAGACAGUCAACACGAGCGCAGAGACGGGCUCCUAAACACAGAAACACCAGGACCUCCAGGACAGCAGCAGCAAAGAGCAGAAAACGCCCACGCAGACAGAGGAGAGGAUGGGGAGAGGAGGAGAGUGAAGAGGAGGAGGAGGAGGAGGAGGAGGAAAUGGAGACCAGUGAUUUGAGUGACAGCGACAGGGACCAAAAGAGGUGUGGUUUAAGGCGGAGCCGGAAGCGGGAGGUGAACUACUGUGAGACGUCCGAGUCGGAGAGUUCCCAGGCAACGACCAAUAAGGACAAAGCCCGUCGUCGUCUCUCUAGCUCAAACAGUGAUGAAUCCUCCCAUUCUAGAGAGUCUGAGGAGGAAGAGGAAGAAGAGAAAAGAAUGGGAAAGAGGCGGAGGAAAGAGGUGGAGGAGAAGAGAACAGGGGAGAAGAAAAGGAAAAGAGAGGACAGAGGAGAGAAGAUGGGCAGAGGGAAGCGGAGAGAGGUGUUGAUAGAACAGCGGGCGAAACGUCUAGCGUUGAUGCUUAAGAAACGCAGACCCUCCACUGAGGAGGAGGAGGAGGAGGAUGAAGCUAAAUCCGAGUCGUCAUCUGAGGAAGAUCGUCCUGUCCGCAAACGGCUGAACCGCAUCGAUUCAGAUGAAGAGGAAGAAAACGAGAAGGAAGAAGAGGAGGAAAAAGAGGUGAAAAAGUUGAGAAAGCCUUUUUCAAAAGAGAAGAGAUCAACUAGUCCUAACGGACCGCAGCCCUGUAAGGGCCCAGCAAAGCUGGGGAAUGAUGUCACAGCCAUACCUAGAGACAGAGCAGUCAGAGCUGGGCAGAACAGGUCCAACAGCCCCCUGCCUCCAGACAUGACGGAGUCAUGAUGACCUGAAGAAAAACAUCGUUGUUUUUUUUUUACAUUCUUGCCUUUCACCAAUGACCUUUUAACUAGCUCUCUCAUUACCUCAUCAUCCUUCCUUCCCUCUCUUUCCCAUCCUCCCUCUGAACGGGAUGAAACUACUAGACCAAACGCCUUUGUACCACCCAUACACAUACAGACAAGACACCACCAGAGGGUGAAGGACUGCUCUUACCUCAACCAGACAGACAUCCUCCUCAGUGGUUUUCCUUGUUUGAAAGCACUUAACUUUAAUUUCAAGCAGUUUUAAAGCCUUUCGUGUUUUCGUCAAAGCAGUUUAGACAGAACUUUGGAUGUCUGAUGGACUCCACAGGCUGAAUGGACUGUAUACAUAGAGAUUCUCACUGUUCUCAGCUGCUGUUUCCUGUCUCUUUUCUGUCUCCCUGUAAAAUAGUGUUAUAUAUACACCCAUGAUGGAGAGAGCGAUUGACCUGGAACAUUUUAUUAACUAAUAGAAGAUUGGGUUGGAUGUCUUAAAUCAAUGGAAGAGCUGCUGCUGUUGUUCUGCUGUGAAUUCUGAAGGGGGUCAUACAGGCUGACUGAUCUCAAAUGGCAUAUGUGACUGGUUACAAUUCUCACCGUUUCUGGAAAAGUUACAGAUACAACUUUUGAACACUGAGGGGCACAUAUACACUGAAACUAAAUAACUAGCUAUGUUCAGUAAAUAUAUUUGCUGGUGGAUUUUUUUUAUUUGUUUUUAAAUGACACUUAGUUGAAGUUCUCUUCUCCUCAGUCAGUGAGGACUGAAUUAUUUCACCAGUAGUCUACAACUCUACCAGUCUAGACAUUCUACAUCCUACUGUUUUUUGAGAAGACCGGGUCAUAUUCAAUGGGCACCAAACAGAAGAUAAAGGACUGAAACAGUCUUGGACUUCCUGAACUUGUAAUAUGCUAUCCUUAAUGAAUAUGGUUCCAGGUGUGAAUCCUGCAUCUGUCCCCUCAGUCCACCCUCUUUUCUGCUGUCAUGAGAGUUCCACACAGUCACAAGGUUCAGACUGAACCGCUUGUAAAGUCACUCAUUUUAGCCCACUGUUAUUAUGGCGGUUCUCUUCCCAAAAAUAUCCAAUCUUUCAAAAAUGUUGAUUCUGAAAAAAGGCAUCACCCUGUUAUUCAUCCAUAAUGUGUACAGUAUGUUUAUAGUUGAUGCUGUAACAUAGGUGUUUUAUAAGUUAUUAAAAACCAAUAUUAAAGCAUCUCACAAAUGCA